UAAUGCUGUCUUCCUAUUAUUUCAUGCAAUAAACUUUUAACCCUUCUCACAAAAUAUUUGAAUUCAAUUAAAAUAACUUCACCACCAUGAGGUUGUUUCUUCUGUAUUUGCAUAUUUUGCUUUUCAAUUUUCCAUCCUUUUCUUUAUCUUCUUCUAAUUUCUUAUGUCAUCCUGAAGAUAGCUAUGCCUUGCUUCAAUUCAAGUCCUCAUUCACUACAUAUACAAACUAUGCUUGUCAGGAACAACCUCAAAAAACAUCGACAUGGAAAAAUGGGACAAAUUGUUGUUCAUGGCAUGGUGUCACCUGUGAUACUGUCUCUGGUCAUGUGAUUGGUCUCGACCUUGGCUGUGAAAGUCUUCAAGGUAAUAUUUAUUCUAAUAGUACCCUUUUUCAUCUUUCUCACCUACAAUCACUCAACCUUUCUUACAAUGAUUUCUUUGGCACUCAUUUUCAUUCGAAGUUUGGUGGAUUUCAGAAUCUUACACAUCUUGACUUGUCUUCAUGUAACUUUCAAGGUGAAGUUCCUCCUCAAAUCUCACACCUUUCCAAAUUAAUAUCACUUCAUCUUUCUAGAAAUGGUCAGUUAAGUUGGAAAGAAACCACUUUGAAAAGCCUUGUGCAAAAUGCAACAAUUUUGGAAGAGUUAAUUUUGGAUGAAACAAAUAUGUCUUCAAUCCAUCCAAACUCGUUGAAUUUGAUAUUCAAUCAAUCUUCCUCUUUGACUAAUCUUAAUCUUCAAAGAUCAGGAAUAAGUGGAAAUUGGAAAAACAACAUUCUUUGUUUACCGAGUCUUCAAGAGUUAGAUUUAUCUAAAAAUGACUACCUUGAAGGCCAACUUCCAAAUUUAAGUUGUAGCACUUUUCUUAGAAUCUUGGAUCUUUCAUAUUGUUCAUUCACAGGGCCAAUUCCUCUUUCUUUCUCUAACCUCACAUAUCUUACAUCCUUAAGUCUCAUUGAUAACAGACUUAAUGGUUCAAUCCCAUCCUCACUUUUAACCCUACAAAAUCUAACUUCUUUGUCUCUCAAAGAUAAUUUGUUCAUAAGUGGUCAAAUCCCGGAUGUAUUUCCCAAAUCAAAUAGAUUUCAAAAGUUAGAUUUGAGUAGUAACAAAAUUGAAGGCCAGUUGCCAAAAUCACUUUCAAACCUUCAACAUCUUAUCAAUUUAGACCUAUCUUCCAAUUCAUUUAGUGGUCAAAUUCCAGAUGUGUUUGACGGACUAACCAAAUUACAAGAACUCCGUCUGGGUUAUAAUAGAUUAGAAGGGCAAAUUCCACCUUCAUUGUUUCGGUUAUCUCAAUUUGAUUACUUAGACUGUUCUAAUAAUAAAUUAAAGGGUCCUCUACCUGAGGAAAUAUCAGGGUUCCAAAACUUAGGUUAUUUAUUUUUGAAUAACAACUUACUAAGUGGAAAAAUUCCUUCGUGGUGUUUAUCUUUACCAUCUUUAGGAAUGUUGGAUCUAUCAAAUAAUCAAUUUACAGGAAAUAUAAGUGUCAUUUCAUCAUAUUCUUUGUAUUAUCUUAAACUAUGCAGCAACAAACUACAAGGAGAUAUUCCAGAAUCUAUUUUCAACCUUGCAAACCUAGCUACACUAUGUCUUUCAUCAAACAACUUGAGUGGUGUUGUCAAUUUUCAGCACUUCUCCAAACUUCAAAAAUUGGAUACUUUGUCUCUUUCACGUAAUAGUCAAUUAUCACUAAACUUUGAAUCUACUGUCAAUUACAACUUUUCUAUCCUAUCAACAUUGGAACUGUCUUCUGUCGGUUUGAUCGGAUAUUCAAAAUUAUCAUCAGGAAAAUUCCCUGGUUUGAGAUAUCUUGAUUUGUCCGACAAUAAACUUUUUGGAAGAUUGCCUAAUUGGUUGCUCAACAUAGAUUCAUUACAAUCUUUGGGCCUCUCUCAUAACAUGUUCGAAUCAAUGGACCAAUUCACAAGGAAUCAGUGGCAAAACCUACAGGGCCUUGAUCUUAGUUUUAACUUACUAGCUGGUGGCAUCUCUUUGUCAAUUUGCAAUAAAAGUUCGCUUAUAUUGCUCAACUUGGCACACAACAAAUUGACAGGUAACAUUCCACAAUGUCUUGCUAAUGUAUCAUCCCUUCAAGUUUUGGAUCUACAAGAGAACAAAUUUUAUGGCACUAUUCCAAAUGUUAUUGGAGAGCUUCAGGCACUCCAUGGGCUUAACCUUUCCCAUAACAGACUCACCGGUUCUAUUCCCCAAUCCAUAGGAAACUUGUCAAGCUUGGAAUCAUUGGAUCUUUCCUCAAAUAUAUUAACUGGUGUGAUUCCUGCAGAAUUAACCAAUCUGAAUGGUCUUGAAGUGUUGAACCUUUCCCAUAACCAUCUAAUGGGAGAAAUACCUCAAGGUAAGCAGUUCAAUACAUUUUCAAAUGACUCCUAUGUAGGAAACUCGGGGUUAUGUGGAUUUCCCUUGUCAAAGAAAUGCUGACCUAAGCAACAUUCUCCACCUUCAGCCAACACCUUAGGGAGUGAAGAGAACUAAUGGUUCAACCAGGAGCUAAUCGGAAGUUAGCCCAAGCAAAGAGUGGAAAGGAGGACAAGAGUGUUGAGAACUAAUGUUUCAACCAGGAAUUAGAUCGAUGGUGCAAAUGUGGUGGUUUUAUUGUUGUGAUUACUUUCUCUUCUGUGUUAGUUUUAUUGAGUUUGCUUGCAUGAAUGUAUUGUGAAUGUACUAUGCUUUAUUUAGGCAGUGUUAUUAAUAAAUAAAAGUGCAUGUUGUUUCCUCUU
This is a messenger RNA of Trifolium pratense (red clover), 2743 nucleotides long. RefSeq names its product receptor-like protein 19. Gene Ontology annotation, cellular component: membrane. Gene Ontology annotation, biological process: toll-like receptor signaling pathway; immune response. NCBI's taxonomy places the organism in Eukaryota, Viridiplantae, Streptophyta, Magnoliopsida, Fabales, Fabaceae. The transcript has 2 exons. The record is from RefSeq and is a predicted model, not a curated record. Gene Ontology annotation, molecular function: protein binding; transmembrane signaling receptor activity. Bases 87 to 2444 code for a protein of 785 amino acids.